Molecule: messenger RNA, 1859 nt
Organism: Podarcis muralis (Common wall lizard)
Lineage: Eukaryota; Metazoa; Chordata; Lepidosauria; Squamata; Lacertidae
Gene: TMED4
Product: transmembrane p24 trafficking protein 4
Source: RefSeq, a predicted model, not a curated record
GCGUCGGCCAGCGUCGUCCAUGGCAGGCGGGUGUCGCUCGGGGGAUCCCGCGGCCUUCUCGGCCCGGCCGCCGGGGUGGCGGCUCGCGGCGGCGCUGCUGAUGCUGCUGGCGGCGGGCCGCGGGGCGCAGGCGCUCUACUUCCACAUCGGGGAGACGGAGAAGCGCUGCUUCAUCGAGGAGAUCCCUGACGAGACCAUGGUUAUCGGGAACUACCGGACGCAGCUGUGGGACAAACAGUCCGAGGCCUUCCUGCCCUCCACGCCGGGCCUGGGCAUGUUCGUGGAGGUCAAGGAUCCCUAUGGGAAGAUGGUCCUCUCCAGGCAGUACGGCUCUGAAGGCCGCUUCACCUUCACUUCGCACACCCCAGGAGAGCACCAGAUCUGCCUCCACUCCAACUCCACCCGCAUGGCCCUUUUUGCAGGUGGGAAACUGCGGGUGCACUUGGAUAUCCAAGUCGGGGAGCACGCAAACAAUUACCCAGAGAUUGCAGCCAAGGACAAACUGACCGAACUGCAGCUAAGAGCCAGGCAGCUCUUAGACCAGGUGGAGCAGAUCCAGAAGGAGCAGAACUACCAAAGAUACCGAGAGGAGAGAUUCCGCAUGACCAGCGAGAGCACCAACCAGCGGGUGCUGUGGUGGUCCAUUGCCCAGACCAUCAUCCUCAUCCUCACAGGCAUUUGGCAGAUGAGGCACCUCAAGAGCUUCUUUGAGGCUAAAAAAUUGGUGUAGCCCCUCUGACAGCACAGGCACCGUUGUUCUUCCGGUUCCACUGAGCACUUCUUGACCCUCCUGGAUUUGGCACAACUGAAAGGACAGAUGGAAGCACAGCAUGUGAAACAUCUUUGGACCAGCAUUUGCAUACUUCCUCUUCCCUGAUGAAGGGGGUGCCCUGCCCACAGAAGUCUCUCACGUGCCACCCCGUUCUUUGCUUUGCUGUGUUGCAGCAGCUGGAAAAGCCUCUGUGGGCAGUGCCCUUGUGCAGAUCCAAAGGAAGAGAAAAUUGCUUUCUAAGAGACUGAGUAGGCUCUUUUUUUUAAAAAAAAGUGCUUUCCUGUUUCUGGAUCCUGAUUGGUGGGAGUAACUUCUGGGUUGUUCUGUUCUGGUGGUUCCCUGUCAUUCUUUGCUCUUAACACGUGAGGUUUGUGGGGGCAGCCCUUGUAAUGGAGAACGGCCUGGAAGAGGAAAUGGGAGGGGUGGAAUAACAUUUAUACUCAAACUAGGUUUUUUCUUGCUGGGGGUGGGGGUGGCCUGAUACCUACUGGAACUUGGGGCGGGGGCUGCUUAGGACAACAGCAGUGGUUGCCUACAGGGUUCUGGCAGCAUCUCCUCUUGUAACCCUCCCCAGUUUCCAGCGGAGGGGCUAGAUAACCAUUGUGAACAUGGGGUUAGCAAAAGUUUAGGCUCCAGGUGUGUUUCAAGUGCUUUCACAGAAGGGAUCUCUAGACUUCUGCAAAUGAGCCUAGUUUAAGGAUACCCGCAGGUAGUAUCUUUUAAUUGCACAGAGAAGAGUUUCCACUUGGGUGAGUAGGGGUUUUUUUUAAUACGGCCCUGCUAAUGCCACUAGUGUGGAUGGCAGGAAGCUUGCUAGGAGACAGCAUUAAGUAAGUUGCCAUUUAUGUACCAUGGAGCUCCUUAACAGCCUUUCUUGAGUUUGGAAAGAGAGGCCUCUACCUAUGCAAAAGUAUACCUGAUGGAUUUGUGGGUGACAGCAGAGCCAGAGCAUGGAAUGGUGGAGAAUUUGAAAUGCAGUUAUCUCCCCCUCCUCUUCCCUGUGUUUUAUUUCCUGCCCACAACGGUAAAUUCUUAAUAAUGUUCCAUGUUACAGUUCUGGAGUGAAAUAAAAUUUCCUGCGAAAGGC